AUGGCGGUCCAACUGACUGAUUUGGAAACUGGCCAAGGAGAAGAAAACAGAAAUCUCCUCUUCACUUGUAACUGGAUUUUGGCCAUAGGCGAGAGAGACGAGGGCAGGGGAAUCAGCGAGUCCUUCGGCUUCACUACUUGUUACAAAACUGCUGCCUAUGACUGGUAAUAAUACAUUAAUUAUCAUCAAUAACAUCGUUAUGGCAAGCGUAAGGUAAUUUUUGCAGGAUCGGCCACAUCUACUUUCGUCGCCGGGCUCCCCGCUUUAAUUUGCCCAUGGAAGGACUCGAUUUGUAUCUGGAGCCGGGAAGAAUGCCUCUCGCUUCAACAAAACCUGCCAAGGUUCGGAUCGGUUAUACGGUGUAUAUGACGGAUGAAUUCAGGGAAGUCCUACGUGAGUUGCUGAUAAUUGUAGCUAAUGUUAACUUAGAUCAUGAGCCGUUGACCGACACUUACGUUGCCCCUUCUGUCUUUGGCUUGGUCGAGUGUUACAAAGCUCCGACUGGUCGAUUCAAGGAGAAGUUGGCUGAAUUCUUGGGAUCCCGAUUGCGUAAGAGGAGAGAUGUAUAAUUCAACAUCAUUUAGGAGGAACCUGGAGAUUUGUGGUGACGAUGGAGCUGGCUUUCUCGACCAAAAGUUUCUUGUCAGGACCCGAAAUCUUUUCGAAUAAUCUCCAUGCCCAGCCUGAUGACAUUUCAAAUGAUUUCAGAUUCGCCUUCAAAAAGAAUCCGUAAGAAUAUAAAUUGUUGUAGUGUCCAACACAUGAUGUAUCAUCCAUGGUGUUGUCAAAUCAUUAACGUUUCAGUGAUUUUCACUUGAUUUGUUCUGAUGGCCAAGUUACGGCUUCCAAAUUGGGUUUGUUUCUGGCUACGGAAUACUUUCGAGAGCUGUUUCUUCUUCAAAUGGAGCUCAAAAUUAACUCUACUGAUCAUGACCUGAGACAAUUCCGCCGACUCACAGUCACGACUUUGGUCGAUUAUUUGAUGUCGAAUACGAUUAAGGAGAACAUGGUGAUGGCGGUGGAAGAAGUCUCCGAACUCAUGCAAGUGGUCGAACUUCUGAAGCCGGUUCGGAAGGAUGAGCUGAGGUAUUACAUGCACAAACUCCUCAUCAACAGGCUAAAACAAGUAAUUUUUAAAGUUAUAUUGUAAUAUAUACAGUAAUCUUAGGUAGCGGAAACCAGGAUAGAAGAUGUGGUGAAGAUUCUUUUGGUGGCCAAUCGAUGUAACUUUGCUCAGCUGAAAAUCAUGUGUUAUGCUUCGGUUGUGAACAUGCAUUAUGAGGCAUUCAAAACAAGAUAUCGGAUUGAUGCAAGUCAUCGUAUUAUUCUUGUUAUUCUGUUUUGCUUCGUUUCCAGGCUCCGGAACCAGAAGAUCGUGAAGUUUUUGGCCAACUCCAAGCGACCCGCGCCUUCACCUUCCAAUCGCCCCUCGAAUUCAUCGACAAACUCCGUCUCAAGGCAUACAAAGUCUCCCUCGCCUUUGCGUGA
Messenger RNA from Bursaphelenchus xylophilus (pine wood nematode), 1488 nucleotides. NCBI's taxonomy places the organism in Eukaryota, Metazoa, Nematoda, Chromadorea, Rhabditida, Aphelenchoididae. The record is from the annotation of a GenBank genome assembly.